CUCCAUUUGGAAUGAAAUCAGCAUUCGUUAUUAACACAGUUAGUUGAAUUCAGCCCUUGGCUAGAGGUUGCUAUACUUGUUUGUGCAACGAUAGCAAUAUUUCAGGUAUGUUGCUUGUGCCAUAAGCAUUAAGUUUUUGGGCCAUUCAUCAUUCUUCACUUCCUACUAUCACUUUCCGUCCAUUCCUGUCAUAUCCCCCAUACGUCAAUAUGAUAAAGGUCACAUCUCCGAAUUCUGUUCAACAUUUACCAAUGUCAAUGUGAUUCAAGGGGUUCAUAGUUCGCGACUACAUCUCUGCCAACAACAAGCAUUUCCUGCAACUUAAGAAGAAGGGAAUCACAGACAGUUUCUCAACAUUCUAGGUCAAUCACCCUUCGACACCAUCAAAGGACUUUUCGAUUCUACCUAGUAGUUUGUUGGCAUUCUACUCAUAAACAUGUCGUGGUUUUCCAUUCUUCCUGAAAGUCUGGCGUUUGUUGAAAUUUGGGCUAUGAAUACGUUUGUAUGUACACGUCCCAUUCCGGGGCACCGAAGUUAAUCUUUUACCAUAGUUUCUACUGGGCAUGAUAUGCAUAGGUCCUUGGCUGUUACUCCUUGUGUAUGACGUGGUUUUCUACAUAUUCCGCUUGAUAACUUACGAAAUACCCUAUGUUGGUGGACGAGCGAGGAAUAGACCACGACCGCGUGCGCCAAGCUUGAAUGAACGACCGAAUGGGCAAGGACGACCGCGGAUUUUGACAAUGCCUUCAGCAAAUGGUUCUAUCAAUGUGGCAGAGGUGAUAGAGGAAACAGCCGAAGGAGUGAAGAAGAGAAUGGAACAAGCAGGUCAGCCACGAAAGGACAGCGGCGCGAUUAUAGACGAUUGAAGCAGCACAAAACUUUUAUAGUAUUAUAGCAAUUAUUCAAGAAAGCCUUUCGAGGACCUUGAUCAGAUCACCUGUGACACCCAUUGCCGUCACGUCUCCUCCAGCACCAGCUCCCUGAAUGAUCAAGGGAUUGGACCCAUAUCGUUUUGUGUAGAAGCUGAUGAUGUUAUCGCUUCCUUUAAGUGCAGCGAUU
Sclerotinia trifoliorum is the source of this 1059-nucleotide messenger RNA. The record is from the annotation of a GenBank genome assembly. Lineage: Eukaryota; Fungi; Ascomycota; Leotiomycetes; Helotiales; Sclerotiniaceae.